CUCUUAUUUACAUAUAGAAAAUGAAGUUGCCCGUUAUCCUGUUGAUUUUGGUCGCUGCUUCCCAUCAGCAAUACAUGCCCUGGAACAUGUUCCAUUUGCCAUGGAUUUCGACGUCGUUCGCUCAGCAGCAGCCCAUCGAAUAUCCUCGUUACUACGACGACAGCUAUGCCAGUCCCGACGUGACACCCAUCGUUAUCGUGACUGGGGUACGUGAGGAACAUCCAAGAGCAUCGCCGAGCCGAGAUAGAAAUCAGCAGUUUGAUGGCAUGCGCGUCGAGCCCAGAGUUAAAAACUACGGGCAUCGACAAAAAGACGUAACGUUCGGCAAUAAGCCACAGAAUCGUUUGUUUAUGACGAAACAGUACCACCCGUACAAGACGGCUACGUUGACCCUUACGUCUACGUGCACGGCCAUCACGUUCUCGACGUGCGUUCCGCGUAACAAUUUCCUCCCAGCGCUGCCCGAUCCCGUUCCCAAUUGUCGUCGCAAAAGGCAAUCUGAAUCCGAUUUUCUUGAAGAUGAACACGCUAAUCAAUUCGCUAUCGAUCCGAGCCAAGUGCAACUAGUAACGCCAACAGAACAGCCGAUGAAGGUGUCUUUUAUCCACGACGGACGGGACAUUACGAGUGAAAUCAUGUCUUCAAAGGACGAGGAAGGGCGUGGUAGGCGAUUGAUUGACGUGUCGGAUAUGCAGAUGAGAAACAAGAAGCGAUUCUUGUACUUGGCGUGGCCGACUUCUCUGGUGGCAGGGACAACCAUUACUUCGUGGUCGGUAACUUCAACUAUUAUCACCAGCACUUUCGUUCCAGCAGUGAGAUUCCGAUGCGUGCCUCCUGGCUAUCCAAUUUGCCCUUAAUCAUCACUGUCCCAAUAUCCUUAGAUUUUUCUCAUUCACUUUAGAUUUUGUUACUCGCCGGGGUGUUGGUUUUAUACAUCUUAAUUCUUAUGGUUAGUGCUGUUGUUCCAGUUUUCUAGAAAUUACAGCAGACACUUCCUUGUUUGCAAUAUGAAAUUGAAAAUUUCAAAGUGUGACAUCGCUGGCAUUGCAUUUGGUAGUUAUUCCACUAAUAGCAUUGAAAGAUUUGUAAACAAAACGAAACGGAAUGAACACACUCUAUGCAUUAAGAUUGCACCUGCUGUUUAUUAUGUUUGUAGCUUGCAU
Molecule: messenger RNA, 1163 nt
Organism: Daphnia carinata
Lineage: Eukaryota; Metazoa; Arthropoda; Branchiopoda; Diplostraca; Daphniidae
Exons: 2
Coding region: 21-857 (278 amino acids)
Source: RefSeq, a predicted model, not a curated record